Molecule: messenger RNA, 4374 nt
Organism: Diceros bicornis minor
Lineage: Eukaryota; Metazoa; Chordata; Mammalia; Perissodactyla; Rhinocerotidae
Gene: COL6A2
Product: collagen type VI alpha 2 chain
Exons: 28
Coding region: 83-2836 (917 amino acids)
Source: RefSeq, a predicted model, not a curated record
GGGAGCCGCCUCGGGUCGUGUCCAGCGAGGGCGCCCCGCGCGCGCUCGGGUCAGGACUGGGGGGCGCACGGGUGCUGCCAAGAUGCUCCGAGGCGCCUGCUCCGCCCUCCUGCUCUGGGGCCUCCUGGGGACCCUCCACGCCCAGCAGCAGGUCAUCGCACCUGACAACUCGGAGAGAAACAGUAACUGCCCAGAGAAGACCGACUGCCCCAUCAACGUGUACUUCGUGCUGGACACCUCGGAGAGCGUCACCAUGCAGUCCCCCACGGACAGCCUGCUCUACCACAUGCAGCAGUUCGUGCCGCAGUUCAUCAGCCAGCUGCAGGACGAGCUCUACCUGAGCCAGGUGGCCCUGAGCUGGCGCUACGGCGGCCUGCACUUCUCCGACCAGGUGGAGGUGUUCAGCCCGCCGGGCAGCGACCGGGCCUCCUUCACCAAGAGCCUGCAGGGCAUCCGCUCCUUCCGCCGCGGCACCUUCACCGACUGCGCGCUCGCCAACAUGACCCAGGAGGUCCGGCAGCACGGGGGCAAGGGCGUGGUCCACUUCGCCGUGGUCAUCACCGACGGCCACGUCACCGGCAGCCCCUGCGGGGGCAUCAAGCUGCAGGCCGAGAGGGCCCGCGAGGAGGGCAUCCGGCUCUUCGCCGUGGCCCCCAACCGGAACCUGAACGAGCCGGGCCUGCGGGAGAUCGCCAGCACGCCCCUCGAGCUGUACCGCAGCAACUACGCCACCAUGCGGCCCGACUCCACCGAGAUCGACCAGGACACCAUCAACCGCAUCAUCAGGGUCAUGAAACACGAAGCCUAUGGAGAGUGCUACAAGGUGAGCUGUCUGGAGAUCCCCGGGCCCCCUGGCCCCAAGGGCUACCGCGGACAGAAGGGCGCCAAGGGCAACAUGGGUGAACCUGGAGAACCUGGACAGAAGGGACGACAGGGAGAUCCAGGCAUCGAAGGCCCCAUUGGAUUCCCAGGACCCAAGGGUGUUCCUGGCUUCAAAGGAGAGAAGGGUGAAUUUGGAGCCGAUGGGAGGAAGGGCGCCCCCGGCCUGGCCGGCAAGAACGGGACAGAUGGACAGAAGGGCAAGCUGGGGCGCAUUGGACCUCCUGGCUGCAAGGGAGACCCCGGGGAUCGGGGACCCGACGGGUACACAGGGGAGGCAGGCAGCCCCGGGGUGCAAGGAGAUCAAGGCGCCAAGGGGGACCCCGGCCGCCCAGGACGCAGAGGGCCCCCGGGAGAAGACGGGGCCAAAGGAAGCAAGGGCUAUCAAGGCAACAAUGGAUCUCCAGGAAGUCCCGGUGUGAAGGGAGCCAAGGGCGGGCCUGGGCCCCGAGGACCCAAAGGCGAGCCCGGACGCAGGGGAGACCCCGGAACCAAAGGCAGCCCGGGCAGCGAUGGCCCCAAAGGUGAGAAGGGGGACCCUGGCCCUGAGGGGCCCCGGGGCCUGGCCGGAGAGGUUGGCAGCAAAGGAGCCAAGGGAGAUCGUGGCUUGCCUGGACCCAGAGGACCCCAGGGGGCUCUCGGGGAGCCCGGGAACCAGGGAUCUCGGGGAGACCCCGGUGACGCUGGUCCCCGUGGAGACUCGGGACAGCCUGGCCCCAAGGGAGACCCCGGCAGGCCUGGAUUCAGCUACCCGGGACCCCGAGGAGCACCCGGAGACAAAGGCGAGCCCGGCCCUCCCGGCCCUGAGGGGGGCAGAGGCGACUUCGGCGUGAAAGGAGCCCCGGGGAUGAAAGGCCAGAAGGGCGAGCCUGCAGAUCCUGGUCCCCCCGGUGAGCCCGGCCCUCGGGGGCCGAGAGGAGCCCCAGGACCCGAGGGAGAGCCCGGACCCCCCGGAGACCCCGGCCUCACGGAAUGUGACGUCAUGACCUACGUGAGGGAGACCUGUGGGUGCUGCGACUGUGAGAAGCGCUGCGGCGCCCUGGACGUGGUGUUCGUCAUCGACAGCUCUGAGAGCAUCGGCUACACCAACUUCACGCUGGAGAAGAACUUCGUCAUCAACGUGGUUAACAGGCUGGGCGCCAUCGCCAAGGACCCCAAGUCGGAGACGGGGACCCGUGUGGGCGUCGUGCAAUACAGCCAUGAGGGCACCUUCGAGGCCAUCCAGCUGGACGACGAGCGCAUCGACUCGCUGUCCAGUUUCAAGGAGGCCGUCAAGAACCUCGAGUGGAUCGCGGGUGGGACCUGGACGCCCUCGGCCCUCAAGUUCGCCUACAACCAGCUCAUUAAGGAGAGCCGGCGCCAGAAGACCCGCGUGUUCGCCGUGGUCAUCACGGACGGCCGCCACGACCCCCGGGACGAUGACCUCAACCUGCGGGCGCUCUGCAACCACGAUGUCACGGUGACGGCCAUCGGCAUCGGCGAUAUGUUCCAUGAGCGGCACGAAAGCGAGAACCUCUACUCCAUCGCCUGCGACAAGCCGCAGCAGGUCCGCAACAUGACGCUCUUCUCCGACCUGGUGGCCGAGAAGUUCAUCGACGACAUGGAAGACGUCCUGUGCCCGGACCCUCAGAUCGUGUGCCCGGACCUUCCCUGCCAGACAGAUGGACCGUGGCCCGGCGGCGAGUCCCCGGUCACCUUCCUCCGCACAGAAGAGGGCCCGGACAACUCCUUCCCCAAGACCAUCCCCCUGAUCCAACAGUUGCUAAACUCCACGGAGUUCACGCAGGACCCGGCCGCCUACUCCCGGCUGGUGGCCGUACUGGUGUACACCGCCGAGCGGGCCAAGUUCGCCACGGGAAAUGAGCGGCAGGACUGGAUGGAGCUGUUCAUUGACACCUUCAAGCUGGUGCACAAAGACAUUGUGGGGGACCCCGAGACUGCUCUGGCGCUCUGCUGAAGCGCAGGCCACCUGUGUGCAGAGAUGGCCGGAAGUGCCCCCACCCAGCUGUGUUAGCUCCCUGGGGCUGCCCACUGUACAUGGGGGGCUCAGGGCAGCAUGGAUCUGUCUUCUCCGUCUGGGGCCGGAAGUCCAAAGUCUAGGUGUCACAGGGCCGUGCUCCGUCUGGGGCUCUGGGGAGGCUCUUCCUCCUCUCCCGGCUCCUACCUCUGCUCCCUGUCACGUGGCCUCCCCGCUCCUGUAGCCUGAUGUCUCUGCCUCUCUUGUAAGGACACUUGCGGAGGCAUUUAAGGCCCGCCAGGUAACCCAGGAUAGUCUCCCCAUGUCAAGGUCUGUGAUUUGAUCCCAUCUGCAGAGUCCCUUUUGCCAUACAAGGUUGAUUUCACAGGCUCCAGGAUUAGGACGUGGCGUCUUUUGGGGGGCCCUUAUUUAGCCAAAAAGGGAAAGUGAAGAGCAGAGCCUAGUAAACAACUGCACAACUCCCGACUUAACCUCCGGCCUCUGUGCCCGCUGUCACCGUGCGUUGUCGUCGGCCUCCCGGUGAUGCAUUGAGGAAAACUCCCCCAGACCAGCCGCCCCCGCGCAUCCAUCUCUGCUCGUGGGGACCCGGAAGUCCAGGGGCACCUAGAGAACUUGCGAGACGUUUUCUGCAAGUUCCAGCUGCUGAAUUUAAAGCAGAAGCUGCUCUUCGUCUGCACUUCCGCCCAGAUAAGCUACAUCAUUAAUAAGCUCCUUAGAAAAAAAUCUCUGCCAGAAACGCCCGCUCCCUCUGCCGGCCGCCCGGCACCUGGGGAGUGUCCUUCAGAUGCUGUGAGCACAUCGCAAACAUUCUAUAAAGGCUGAGAAACCAAGAUCGUGGAUGCCUUGCUCUGGUUGAGUGUGGUGCUGGGGUGACUUGCUGCUGGCUGGGGCUGGACCGUAGCCGUCGCUGCGCAGGUGGCCACCCGGAAGCCGGGUCCUGGGCUCAGGCCCUAGUUGUGGUGCUGCAUCUCAGGAUCUCCUUCCCAGUGGGAUCCCCGCGCUCCUGGGGGUUGGCAAACCUGAGCCGUGACCAGAGGCCUCUGCACCCACGUCCAGGAGUGGGGCCUGUGGGGCUGAGGAGCUGGACACAAGCAGGGAGAGCAGCCCCAUCCCUACCCAUCCCCAGUGGUGAUUAGAGUUGAGGUCUUGGGCAAGGCCACAAGGCAGGGCCUGGCUGUGUGGCCGUGGUGGGUGGGCUGUGUCCCAGCCCGUGGUCUCAUGAGUGUGGAGAGCUGGUUUUCAGGCUGGGCCGUGGCAUCCAUGUUCCCCAGAGGCCCAGCCUCAGUCAUGGCUGCAGCCUCACCCCCACGCUGUCUGGCAUGUUCAGGGCUAGUGACCACCAGAUGGGGGCAGGGGUCUCCUCAGGUGACAGGGAGUCACCUGGGCUGCUGCAGGGGUCUGGCCAUACCUGUGCCACUGCCCACCAAAGCCUUGUCCAGUUGGAGUGGACGUGGGCUCCUCUUUCCGAUGCUCCGAGGCCAGUGAGAUGUGGCCCAGCCAGUGCUCUGGGACAGGGA